Molecule: messenger RNA, 2464 nt
Organism: Scomber japonicus (chub mackerel)
Lineage: Eukaryota; Metazoa; Chordata; Actinopteri; Scombriformes; Scombridae
Product: NXPE family member 3-like
Exons: 7
Coding region: 73-1740 (555 amino acids)
Source: RefSeq, a predicted model, not a curated record
GCAAAGAGAACAGACUCAUCUGCUCAUCUAAUGGAUCUCUGAUGAGCCCCAGAUAAAGACUGAUCAUCAAUCAUGGUCAGAGUUUGUAGAGAAAUGAUUGUCGGCUUUUGCUCUCGGAAAUAUGCUGCCAUCUUCCUUUUCCUGGCUGUCGUCUUCAUCUAUUUGCUUUUUAACAUCGACUUGGAGCACAAAGUGAACUCCUCCUACCCUGUCCCAAAACAUUACCAGCAACACCGCUUCUGCAGCUUCCAACCGUUGUCCCCUGAGGAUGCUCUGGAGGAACGCCUCCUAUUAGACUCCAUUGCUUGGCCUGAAACUCCAUCCUUGUCAGCUUCUCUUUCCCUGGAGCAGACCACCGAUCCUGCCCACAGCAGAUUCACUAUUCUCCCAGAGAAGGGUGGACAACAGUGGCACGUAGGGGAUCAGCUGGAAGUUAUGAUCAAAAUGUAUGACUUCCAUGGUCGUCCCAAGAAGUCUGGUGGAGACGUCUUACUUGCCCGCCUGCACAACCGUGCACUUGGUGCAGGUGUGGCUGGGAAAGUGUUGGAUCAUCUCAACGGCUCCUACUCUGCUGUAUUUUCUUUACUCUGGGAGGGAAGCGCACAGGUUGAGGUGACACUGGUUCACCCCAGUGAAGCUAUCACGGUGCUGCAAAGGCUAACCAGAGAACAGCCGGAUCGGAUUUUUUUCAAGAGUGCCUUCCGCUCAGGCUCAGUCUCUGAAACUACCACGUGUAAUGUCUGCCUGCGUCCAACACAGCAGCCACUGUGUAACUUCACUGACCUCACUACAGGUGAGCCGUGGUUUUGCUACAAGCCAAAGAACCUGAGCUGUGAUACCAGGAUCAGCAACUAUAAUGGCGGGUUUAAUGGACAACUCAAGGCUAACGAGUCGAAUCUCUUUAAAAGUGGUAUCAACAUGAAAGUUUCCAUUCAAUCUUCAGGACCUGCCAAUGUCAACAUCUUCCCAAAAAGUAAAGAUCAACCAGAGGUAAAGAGCAAUAUUGUGCAGCCUGGACCCACUGGCUAUUACUACAAUGGUACGUGGCAGUCAAUAAGUGGCCCCACAGUCCGCCAGUUCAACACUCCUUCUGUUAUCAACCAAUGUCUGAAAGGCAAAGUGGUCCACAUGUAUGGAGACUCUACCAUCAGACAGUGGUUUGAAUAUCUCAACAAAGCGCUACCAGAUCUCAAGCAGUUUGACCUGCACAGUUCAGUCAGAGUUGGACCUUUCAUAGCUUUAAACAAUGCAAAGAACAUUUUGGUGACAUACCAAUUCCAUGGUCCCCCUGUCCGUUCUAUCAGCGUCCCAGCCAUUGAACUACACUACAUUGCCAAUGAACUAGACCGUGUAGUUGGAGGUAUCAACACUGUUGUAGUUGUUGGCAUCUGGGCACACUUCAGCACUUUCCCCACCGAGCUCUACAUCCGGCGGCUGCAGAACAUCCGCAGGGCAGUGGUCCGGCUGCUGGACAGAGCUCCAGACACUCUGGUUUUAAUCCGGACUGCAAACCCUAAAGCUAUGACGCUUCGUGUGGCGCUGACCAACAGUGACUGGUGCUCGCUACAGCGUGACAAGGUGCUCAGGGCCAUGUUCAAAGGACUGAAUGUUCAUCUGCUGGAUGUCUGGGAGAUGGUAUUGGCUCAUCAGCUGCCGCACGACCUCCAUCCACCACCCCCUAUUAUUAAGAAUAUCAUUGAUGUCCUCUUGUCUUACAUAUGCCCUCAAAAUGGCAGCUAAAUGUGUAUUUAUAUUGGAAAUGACUGGGAAUUCACAUACAUGUGCCGGGUUUACAUGAUCCUUCUCUACCUUUCUAUAUUUUUUCUAUUUUUAACCAGGGAAGUUGACAGAGCAGCAAAACUUUAAAAAUUGCUAAAUUUAAUUCUACAAAACAUUACAUUUUUACUGUAUAUUUUUUGCAACAUUCAAAUGUCUUGUUAUUUUGGUUGUAUCAUGUUACAAUUUGUGGCAUGAUUCACUGUUGCUCUUUAGAUUAUUUUUUACCAGUCAAAAGUUAUGGACCCACUUUGUCAUUAAGUGUGUCGAAACAUUUGAUUGGUAGUGUACAUGUUUUCAAUUAACUCUAUCUUAUCUGAUUGAUGAGAAACAAAAUGUGGUAGAAAGGAGAGAAUAAAAGAAAUAAACAUAAGCAUGGUAAUGUUAUGAUCCUCCCCCUUUAUUUAAUAGUAAAGGGUAACAAAGUUUAGUCAUUUAUAUUGUUAAUGCUAUUGCAUCUGUAGGAAUUAAUGAAAAACAAAUGCAUUUUUGGCAGCCCAACCCCCUUUUAUUAAGAUUUGAAUUUACGAUUUUGCCGCCAUUUUCGCGCCUUGUACUUUACCUCCUCCUAGAUAUUUUAUUUGACCGACUUAAAACUCAGUGUCAUCUUAAAACACUGGAGAUGAAAAGUUAUCAAAAUCUUUUGCUUCCGUUAUACCUGGUGGGUUUAGCGCCACAUUUCACUUUU